CUCUCUCUCUCUCUCUCUCUCUCUCUCUCCCGUCGACUAAACCGGGGCUAGAUUCCAUUUCUCCUUCAGCAUCGCCGGGCCGGUGAUAGAUAGGAAUCGGUAGGCGGGAUCGCCUGAAUCGCUCCUGUCGGCGGUUCGCCUGAAUGGCCCUCCUUGCCUCCACCAUACCCACCGAGGUUGGAUUGCGGUUGCUGUUAUGUCCUCUUACUUCUAACAUUGUUACUAGAACAGCUUGCUGCACAAUAGGGAUUGGUUUGCCUGUCUACUCUACUUUCAAGGCCAUAGAGAAUAAAAAUAGGAAUGAACAAGAAAAGUGGCUUCUCUAUUGGGCAGUAUACGGAUCUUUUAGUCUGGUGGAAGUGCUCUCUGACAAAUUUCUUUACUGGUGUCCGUUCUACUACCACAUUAAGUUUGCCUUCCUUGUUUGGCUACAACUUCCGUCUGGUUAUGGAUCAAAAUAUUUAUAUGCAAAACACCUGCGACCAUUCCUACUGAAACAUCAAGCUAAAGUUGAUCAACUUCUUAACUUCUUGUCCCAUGAAAUUGAGAAGUUCGUUAGCAAUCACCAAGGAGAAAUCCAGUUAGUGAAGGCUGUGGUUCUGAGAUGUGCAAUGACAGCAAAUCAGAUGGUGAAGGAUAUCACCAAUCCAGGGCAACCGCAUGGCCAAAGCACUAUUGGGGGUCCAAACACGCAAAUGAGUGUGCAAUCCCAGGAUUCAGGUUCUGACACUGAUUCUGACACUGCAAACUGACUGCAUUCCGAUCAAAUAUUUUUCCGUGGAUAUCAUCAUCUAGUUAAGCCCAGAAUCAAUGCUAUAGUUUCAACCUGUUCAUACUUUCAGUUACGCAGAAUGUAAAUCUGUAGGUUUAUUAGUGACAAGUAUGUGCUCAAUUUACAGCAUGGACCUUUCUAUGUGAUAGGUUUGGACAACCAUGCCUUGAGUGCCCUUUUUUUCUGUUCCAACUUCAGGUGUCUGAAGGUCCAAUAAUUAAUAGCUUAGUUUUUGAUAUAAAAAAAUGGUAUUUGGUUAUUCUCAACU
Molecule: messenger RNA, 1040 nt
Organism: Musa acuminata subsp. malaccensis (wild Malaysian banana)
Lineage: Eukaryota; Viridiplantae; Streptophyta; Magnoliopsida; Zingiberales; Musaceae
Product: HVA22-like protein k
Source: RefSeq, a predicted model, not a curated record